ACAAAUCGAGCAUGCUUCUUGUAGACUAUUGCCACCACAACAGUCCGCGAUACAUGCAUAGAUCGAGACUUAUCUACUGACGAAGAACUCCUCAUGCAAGAUAUCAAUACCGACGCGAACAACCAUAUUCCCUACGUCCAUCGCUCAAAGGCAUCCAAGUUGGACGAUGCUCCCGAAGCUCAGAUACGAGAUCUGCGUCAGCAGUACGUCUGUCCAUCGGAAGCAGAAGACGCUAUUCGAGGAGCGGUUUCAAUUGAGCUCAGCAACGCCCCCCUUCGUCUGCUCAACACCUCUACGGGGAUUCUGUGCGACCGAGCAGCACAGCUGAACUCCUUCAAAACAAGUCCAGAGUACAAGGAGCUUUUGUCAUCCAUAACAAAGCGUUCGGAUCUCGACAUGGAACGCAUCAGGGGGGUGGUGGCGAUGCACUUCCGUUGCGUUUUGCUAUCACACAGGUGGGAAGAGACGGAGGUGCUGCUGCACCACAUCCAAAAUAAAGAUGUGCGCAAGUUGAAGGGACUUGGUGGCAUCACGAAACUGCUGUCGUUCUGCAAAGUCGCUCGUGAUGCGGGGUAUCUCUGGGCGUGGAUGGAUACAUGCUGCAUCGAUAAGAGCAACAACGCCGAGCUUGGAGAAUCGGUCCAAUCCAUGUUCGUCUGGUAUCGUCACUCGGCCCUCACCAUCGUCUACCUAUCCGAUGUCCCUCCUUCGUCCCAACCCGGUGCACUAGCAAGCAGUGUUUGGAACGAGCGGGGAUGGACCUUUCAAGAAUUUGUCGCUCCGAAAGUCGUUAGAUUUUAUCACAAGGAUUGGUCGUUGUAUCUCAACGAUCGCUCUCUCAACCACAAAGAGUCCCCAGCAAUAAUGAAGGAGUUGGAGAGUGCGACGGGAAUAGAUGCACAGGCCCUGAUCUCCUUCCGUCCAGGGAUGAGAGACGCUAGACAGAAACUGCAAUGGGCAUCGAAGCGCGUCACCACUGUGCAGGAAGACACCGCGUACUCGUUAUUUGGUAUCUUCGACGUCCACCUACCUGUCAUCUAUGGGGAGAGGAAGCAGAGCGCGCUCGGCCGGCUCCUGCAGGAUAUCGUGUCUCGGUCUGGCGACAUCACUUCCUUGGACUGGGUCGGACAAUCAUCCGAGUUCAACAGUUGCCUUCCAGCCGACAUCAUCUCCUAUGCAACCCCGCCAUACUCCCUACCAUCAUUGUCUGAAGAUGAGAUUCAGACAGCGGUCUCUUCGUUGCGAAAUAUUGUGCUUGUGGAUUUAGCUUCGAAGUUGUAUAAUCUACUCAAGAACACGAAUGCUCCCCUCUUUGCAAACUGCAGACUGCGUCUUCCUUGCAUCGCAUUCCGUGUCACGGAAGUCAAACGGAAGCGGGGUCAUACUGCCCAUUUCACGUAUGGAGUGAAAGCAGAUGGGCUUCGAGACUUGCUGAUCACCACGGACGAGACCCUAAUUAAAUUCUCGCGCACAAGGCCCACUCAGCAGAUGUUCUUCCUUGUCCGUCCAUGGGACCGUCGUCUCCUUGGGCUGCCUGAUUUUUCAGAGCAGCCUACCUUUGCAGACGAAGGGGAAAGCGUAGGGGAUUGGUCCGAGUCUGGAUCAGACGACACUGACGAGCGGUCCAGCAACUCACCUGGAGAAGAGAAGUUGUCAGUUGACUCGGAUGUUCACUUACGAUCAUUGCGUUUGAUGGUGCACCUUGGGCAGGCUUUCAGCGCACUUUUGGUAGCGGAGCAACGUGUUGGAGAAUACAAGAGGGUCGCAUCGGACCAAUAUAUCAUUGCGCAGGUGAAAGACCCGGCUUCGAUUGACAUUAUGAACAUCGAGACCCUAGACAUAUUGUAGCUGAAUGGUGUUUUUACAACACGUCAACGAUCACAUUAUCAUAGCCUCAUAUAUCAUACAUACCUACAAAUGACCCUCGCAAAUACAAGA
Suillus discolor is the source of this 1938-nucleotide messenger RNA. RefSeq lists its product as uncharacterized. The transcript is spliced from 2 exons. Lineage: Eukaryota; Fungi; Basidiomycota; Agaricomycetes; Boletales; Suillaceae. The record is from RefSeq and is a predicted model, not a curated record. Bases 94 to 1848 code for a protein of 584 amino acids.